This is a messenger RNA of Fonticula alba, 1351 nucleotides long. RefSeq lists its product as hypothetical. Gene Ontology annotation, biological process: DNA replication; nucleotide-excision repair; double-strand break repair via homologous recombination. Gene Ontology annotation, cellular component: DNA replication factor A complex; site of double-strand break; chromosome, telomeric region. NCBI's taxonomy places the organism in Eukaryota, Rotosphaerida, Fonticulaceae. Bases 197 to 1351 code for a protein of 384 amino acids. The transcript has 2 exons. Gene Ontology annotation, molecular function: nucleic acid binding. The record is from RefSeq and is a predicted model, not a curated record.
CGUAACAUCAUUCCCCUCCGCUCAUUGCAAGAUCUCUCCCUCCCUUUUCCCUCUUCCCUUCUUCCCUGGCUAGACGGCCUACUUCACACGCUCUUGCACCCAAGCGUCCAGGACACAUUCAGAUCAUCCUCGGGUCACGGCUUCAACGUACCCCCUUUUGUACCCCCUCCAACACCCCCUUGGAGAUUUAGACAUCAUGUCUGGCUUUGGCUCUGGUGGUCACUCUGGCCGCGGCGGCUUCGGCUCCGGCGGCUUUGGCGGCGGCGGCGGCGGCGGCGGCAUGCCACGCUUCAACUCCGGUGGCGGCGGCGGCGGCGGCGGCGGUGGCUACUUCGGUGGCGGCGGCGGCGGCGGCGGCGGCGGCGACAUGUACGAUGGCGGCUCCAUGGGCGGCGGCGGUGGUGGCGGCUUCCUCUCGCAUCAGGGCGACUAUGGCAACUCGCCGAGCAUGUCCUCUCCCUCUCUGGAUGGCUCUUCGGGCGGGGGCUUCGGCCAGCAGCGCCCGUCCGAUGCCCCGCGUGGCAUUCUCGGCCACAACUCCGUCCUGCCGGUGACCAUCAAGCAGCUGGUGGACAUUGACGUGUCCAAGAUGGUGGAUUCCGACGGGAGCAUGCAGAUCGACGGGCAGACCAUCCACAUUCUGUCAAUCAUCGGUGUCAUCCGCGCGGUGCGGGAGACCACCACCACGGUCACCUACCUGGUGGAGGACAGCACCGGGUCCAUUGACAUGCGCAAGUGGCUGGACCGUGAUGCCGGGGAUGGCGAUGCGGCCAUCGAGGAGCAGGCUCCCAGCCUGCCGGAGGGCACCUAUGUUCAUGUGUAUGGGAACCUGCGCGUCUUCGACAAGCGCAAGAGCAUCAACAUCAGCCACAUCCGCCCGGUGACCGACUUCAACGAGGUUACCUACCACUUGCUGGAGACCAUCCAUGGACAUCUGUACCGCACGCGCGGCCCGGUCGGUCGCAUGCGCACCAAUGUCCCCACUGGCGAGGCGGCCGAGUCCAAGCCGCUGGUCGGCGGUGGCGGGGCCCCGGCCGCGUCAGCCCCCUCGGCCGCCGCCGCCGCCGCCGCCACCACCACCACCACCGCCACCAAUGCCCACGACUAUGGCAUGCAGGCCGGCGGCCCGGCCGCCGUCAAGCAAAUGCAGCCCACGCACAUGGCCCUGCUGCACUUCAUUGCCGAGGCCGAUGACAUCGAGAUCCCCUUCUCCUAUCUCUCGGAGAAGAUGCCCAACUUUUCGCCGGCGCAGCUGAGCGAGGGCAUUGAGUUCCUCAAGGCCGAAGGGCACAUCUAUGAGGGCGUGGCUCCCGGGUCGGUUCGUCUGACCACCCGCGACUCCCUGGAUUGA